Messenger RNA from Populus nigra (black poplar), 824 nucleotides. RefSeq names its product iron-sulfur assembly protein IscA, chloroplastic-like. Gene Ontology annotation, cellular component: chloroplast stroma. The record is from RefSeq and is a predicted model, not a curated record. Lineage: Eukaryota; Viridiplantae; Streptophyta; Magnoliopsida; Malpighiales; Salicaceae. Gene Ontology annotation, biological process: iron-sulfur cluster assembly. Bases 108 to 647 code for a protein of 179 amino acids. The transcript is spliced from 3 exons. Gene Ontology annotation, molecular function: iron-sulfur cluster binding; protein-macromolecule adaptor activity.
AAGAAAAAAAUGAAAUAAUGUUGACCAGUAGACAAAUUUGGAACGGCUGCGUCUUCUCAUCAAACCUUUGAUUAAUCGAUCAAUCAAUAGCCGUAGUGAGUCCAGCCAUGGCGAUAUUCUCUUCAACAACAGCACCACCGUACUCUCCUCCUCUUCUCCGAUUACCGGAUUACACUAAUAAAAAAACUCUCUCUUUCUCUUCUCCUCCAAAUUCUCUCUCUUUCCGAUUCUCCACAUCGAAUCUCAGCCGUCGAAACCCUUCUCUUUCUCUUCGAUCAGCUUCAUCCCUAGCUUCGCCGCCGUUGGAGGGGGUGGCGCCGGCUAUAUCGGUGACGGAGAAUGCGUUGAAGCAUUUGAAUAGGAUAAAAAAUGAGAGAAAUGAAGAUCUGUGCUUAAGAAUUGGGGUUAAACAAGGUGGAUGCUCUGGUAUGUCUUACACUAUGGAUUUUGAGAAUCGAGUCAAUGCUAGACCCGAUGAUUCCAUCAUUGAAUGUAACGGAUUUGUAAUUGUUUGUGAUCCGAAGAGCCUCCUCUUCAUAUUUGGGAUGCAAUUGGAUUACAGUGAUGCUCUUAUCGGUGGAGGUUUCUCUUUCAAGAACCCAAAUGCUACAAAGACAUGUGGCUGUGGUAAAUCCUUUGCAGCAUAGAGGUGAAGUGAUGUGUAGUAAUAUUUAACACAGUACAUAUACGACUUUGAAAUUGUGUAUCUGUUGAAGAUUAUGUCAGUUAUAAAGGUUUGGGUAAACUACAAAAAUUAUCCCCACUUACUCUGUUGUUCAUGUGGCAAUCGAUUUUGCCCUUAACUAUAUAUUUCAUAUUUUCAA